AUGACUGGACCAGAACUUCAAGCCUAUGUUCUUAUGCACAUCAUUGUCUACUCACUCCUCUGGAAAAGCCAAGCGGAGUUUCUGCCUUCUUCCGGUUCCGGCCUGCUGAGGGCACGUUGUGGUGACAGGAAGCUUCUCACGCACAACCUGCCCAGCUCGCAUGUGCAGGGGGUGGGGCCCCAUGGCUUCCCUCUGCACGUCCAGGCCACCGAGGUCCACAUCAAUCCCGUGGAGUUCAACCCCGACUUCCUGGUGUGUAUGAUACCCAAGGUGGAGUGGGCAGUGCUUUUGGAGGUGGCAGAUACCUUGCAUCUGGUCGAGGUGCCCAAAGGGCUGACUGAAGGAUAUGAUCAUGAUGAGAAAUUCCUGAGGCAGAUGCACCAUGUGCCGCUGGAGGAGGACGUGUUGGAGGGCACCUUGCAGUGCCCAGAGUCUGGGCAUCUGUUCCCCAUCAGUCGCAGGAUCCCCAACAUGCUGCUGAGUGAUGAGGAAACAGAGACUUAA
Ailuropoda melanoleuca (giant panda) is the source of this 504-nucleotide messenger RNA. Its product is annotated as multifunctional methyltransferase subunit TRM112-like protein. NCBI's taxonomy places the organism in Eukaryota, Metazoa, Chordata, Mammalia, Carnivora, Ursidae. The coding region runs from base 1 to 504 and encodes 167 amino acids. The record is from RefSeq and is a predicted model, not a curated record. Gene Ontology annotation, molecular function: protein heterodimerization activity. The transcript is spliced from 2 exons. Gene Ontology annotation, biological process: peptidyl-glutamine methylation; tRNA methylation; rRNA (guanine-N7)-methylation.